GAGUCCUGGUCCCCGUCCCGUGGGCACAGUCAGCCUUCCACUCCUUCUAGCCCAGACGUCGGCCGAAAGCCCCCAUUUUCAGGCGUCAGGGACGUCGCUCCCCGUGUGUGCCGGGCGGGGACCCAUGCCGGGAGGUCUGGCUAUGCGGGCUGAAGCACUGUCCCCAGUACCCUCAGCCCGGGCUGUCCUCGCUGGCUCAGCGAGCAGCUAGGUGCCGCGAACAAGCCGGUGUCGGUCUCCGAGCCAUUUGCCCUCCCACAUGGUGACUGGCGGGUUCGAUCUUUGGGUGCCUUUCAGCUGGGAUGACUGCCGAGUUAGCUCCUGACUGUGUCCCCGGAAGCCAAAAGUAAACGGCUGUCCUCCACGCCCCUGGAAAUCCUGUUCUUCCUGAACGGCUGGUAUUAUGCUACCUACUUCUUGCUGGAACUCUUCAUAUUCCUGUAUAAAGGUCUGCUGCUGCCCUACCCAGUGGCCAACCUGGUACUGGAUGUGGUGAUGCUCCUGCUGUAUCUUGGAAUUGAAGUAAUCAGACUGUUCUUUGGUACAAAAGGAAACCUCUGUCAGCGGAAGAUGCCACUUGGCAUCAGUGUGGCCCUGACCUUCCCAUCUGCCAUGAUGGCCACCUAUUACCUGUUGCUGCAGACCUACGUGCUCCGCCUGGAGGCCAUCAUGAACGGCAUCCUGCUCUUCUUCUGUGGCUCAGAGCUGCUGCUGGAGGUGCUCACCCUAGCUGCUUUCUCCAGUGUGGACAAGAUUUAAAGCGCAAAAAUUUCAGCCCACAGCCCAUCAGGCCAACACACACUGCAGCACUUUAGCCCCAGCCCUGAGAUGCACUGCAUCAUGUUGGCCUGGGAAAGGUCACGCAGGUUUUCAUCAGCACGGACACCUGGGAACCCAGCCCAGUGAGGCCAGUGUACACCAUCUUCUAGACCAGGACCAUCAGCUGGUAGGCUCUUCUACUCCACUAGAGGGGCAGGCUAGCCCCACUCUGGCCUUUGUCCAACAAUUCCUAGCAGACCUCAAGUCCUCUUUGAUCGCCAUAGCCAGAACAUCUUUUGUGGAUCAUCAAGGCUCCCGUACGUGCCAUGCCACACCUGGGAGUCCUGCACAUACCCAGAGAGCAUCAGGGUGGUGUGGGGGAUGUGACAGACCCCUCACCAUUCCUCCAGGAGGCUGACCUCCGGGACAUUUGUAGUAGUGCAUAGUGUUAUUUUUCUACUUUGAUCAUGAAGCAAACUUUUAUAAUAAAUACGUAUUUUCCAUU
Messenger RNA from Chinchilla lanigera (long-tailed chinchilla), 1264 nucleotides. RefSeq names its product transmembrane protein 216 (gene Tmem216). The transcript is spliced from 5 exons. The coding region runs from base 496 to 759 and encodes 87 amino acids. The record is from RefSeq and is a predicted model, not a curated record. Gene Ontology annotation, cellular component: ciliary transition zone. NCBI's taxonomy places the organism in Eukaryota, Metazoa, Chordata, Mammalia, Rodentia, Chinchillidae. Gene Ontology annotation, biological process: non-motile cilium assembly.